This is a messenger RNA of Petromyzon marinus (sea lamprey), 993 nucleotides long. The record is from RefSeq and is a predicted model, not a curated record. NCBI's taxonomy places the organism in Eukaryota, Metazoa, Chordata, Hyperoartia, Petromyzontiformes, Petromyzontidae.
AUGCACUACCAUACUCUGCACUACCACACUCUGCACUACCAUACUCUGCACUACCAUACCCUGCACUGCCAUGCCCUCCAUUAUCAUACCCUGCACUAUCAUACCCUGCACUAUCAUACCCUGCACUACCAUGCCCUGCACUACCAUACACUGCACUACCACACCCUGCACUACCACACCCUGCACUACCACACUCUGCACUACCACACUCUGCACUACCACACUCUGCACUACCAUACCCUGCACUACUAUACCCUCGACCAUACCCUGCACUACAAUACCCUCCACUACCAUGCCCUGCACUAUCAUACCCUGCACUAUCAUACCCUGCACUACCAUACCCUGCACUACCAUACCAUGCACUACCAUACCAUGUACUACCACACCCUGCACUACCACACUCUGCACUACCACACUCUGCACUACCACACUCUGCACUACCAUACCCUGCACUACUAUACCCUCGACCAUACCCUGCACGACCAUACCCUGCACUACCAUACCCUCCACUACCAUACCCUCCACUAUGAUACCCUGCACUACCAUACUCUGCACUACCAUACCCUGCACUACAAUACCCUCCACUACCAUACCCUGCACUACCAUACCCUGCAUUACCAUACCCUGCACUACCAUACCCUCCACUACUAUACACUGCACUACCAUACCCUCCACUACCAUACCCUGCCCUACCACACCCUGCACUACCACACCUUGCACUACCAUACCCUGCACAACCAUACCCUGCACUACCAUACCCUGCACUACCAUACUCUGUACUACCAUACCCCCUGUCAUACCCUGCACUACCAUACCCUCCACUACCAUACCCCCUGUCAUACCCUGCACUACCAUACCCUGUACAACCAUACCCUGCACUGCCAUACCCUGCAGUUAUUUACCUGUGACAAGGUGGGACAGCUGGAUGCAAUUGUGAACAACAGCCAUAUCAAACACUCAUCCGUUCGUUUCUCAGUGCGCUUGCCCUGGUGA